Messenger RNA from Saprolegnia diclina VS20, 1290 nucleotides. RefSeq lists its product as hypothetical. The coding region runs from base 1 to 1290 and encodes 429 amino acids. Gene Ontology annotation, biological process: amino acid transmembrane transport. The transcript is spliced from 7 exons. The record is from RefSeq and is a predicted model, not a curated record. Gene Ontology annotation, cellular component: vacuolar membrane. Gene Ontology annotation, molecular function: amino acid transmembrane transporter activity. Lineage: Eukaryota; Oomycota; Saprolegniomycetes; Saprolegniales; Saprolegniaceae.
AUGCAGGCGCCGGCGAAGCGGGUCUCUGUUGUGCAUGCAGAGAAGACGGCCAUCGUCAGCUUUGCCCAGCGAGAUGGCAACGAGCCGCGCAACUCGUGGCUCGACAGCAUGUUCAUCGUCGUCGCCAAUGUCGUCGGCGUCGGUGUGCUCGGCCUCGCGCACGCGUUUGCCAUGCUCGGCUGGCUAUGGGGCAUUCUUGCUCUCGCCAUCACGCUCGGCGGUUCGCUCUACAGCGGCCUUCUCAUGACGCGCAUGAAGGGCCGCGUCCCGACCGCCUUGGUCUACGCCGACUUGGGCCACGCCGCGUACGGGAACCUCGGGCACGCGUUCAUCACGCUCUUUGGGUACACGUACAUGACGGGCAUCUGUCUCUCGUACCAGCUCACGGCGUCGCUCUUUUUAAAAGAGCUGACGAACGGCGUGUGCUUUGUGUCGUGCGCCACCAUGGUCGCCGCCUUUGUCUUGCCGCUCGCGCAGUACCGCAACUUCACCGAAAUGACGUCCAUGGCCGUCGUCGGCGCCGUCUCGAUCGUCGUGCCCGUCCUUCUCAUUAUCGUGGAAGUGGCGUGGCAUGGGCGGUUCCAGGCGGUCGAAACCGAGUGGGUGCCGUCCACGACGGACUUUCAAGCGGCGACGGUCGCCUGCAUGGACGUCAUCUUUGCCAUGGCAGGCCACGUCUUUUUCGUUGAAAUCAUGUCCGAGAUGACGGACCCGUCGUCGUUUCGCCACUCGCUCUACUGCGCCACGUCCUUCUUGAGCUGGGUUUACUUUACGAUUGCGAUCGUGGGCUACUACUGCGUUGGCACGUCCGUGCUCAACCCCAUCACGCAAAACCUCGCCAGCGUCCUUGUCCGGCGGUGGUGCAGUGCGUUUGUGUUGAGCCACAUCAUUGUCGCGUACGUCAUGGCCGUCAUGGUUCUGGCCCGCAAUAUGGAGUCCGUGCUCUGCCUCGCGCCGCACGAAGACAGCGCGCAUGCAACGUUGAGUCAGCGCCUCUCCUGGCUUGCAUUGACGUCCAGCAUCGUCUGCCUCGGCUUUCUCGUGUCAAAUGUCCUCCCGUUCGUCAACGACCUCCUCGGCUUUGUUGGCGCCAUGAGCGGCGUCACGACCACCUUCGUGUUCCCGUUCCUUCUCGCGCCCGUGCUUUUGUACGACGAGCUCUCGAAACGCCAUCGCAUCGCGCUCUACGCGGUCGCGCUCGGUAGCUCCGCCAUUGCCGUCCUCGGGGUUGUCUGUGCGGUCCAGCGCAUGUCCAACUCGUACGAGACCCGCCGUCCGUUCUCGUGCUAG